This is a messenger RNA of Mucor mucedo, 441 nucleotides long. RefSeq lists its product as uncharacterized. The record is from RefSeq and is a predicted model, not a curated record. Gene Ontology annotation, cellular component: cytosol. Gene Ontology annotation, biological process: heme biosynthetic process. The coding region runs from base 1 to 441 and encodes 146 amino acids. NCBI's taxonomy places the organism in Eukaryota, Fungi, Mucoromycota, Mucoromycetes, Mucorales, Mucoraceae. The transcript is spliced from 4 exons. Gene Ontology annotation, molecular function: uroporphyrinogen decarboxylase activity.
AUGACUACUAACAAGACUGAGAAUUUUUCUGCACUCAAAAAUGAUCUUUUUCUUCGUGCGCCUCUCGUGAAAAUUGAACGCGCUCCUGUUUGGAUUAUGAGGCAAGCCGGUCGCUAUUUGCCUGAAUUUCACAAGAUUAGAAAGAAUCAUAGUUAUUUCGAAGUGUGUCGUACACCUGAACUUGCUUGCCAGCUCACUCUUCAAACUAUCGAUCGUUAUGGCAAGCUCUUGGAUGCUUCAAUUAUUUUUUCGGAUAUUCUCGUUAUUCCCCAAGCUAUGGGUCUUGAAGUGUUUAUGGUUCCUGGUAAAGAACCUGUGUUCCCUGCUCCUUUAGAUACACCUGCCGAUUUCUCUCAUUUGACUGAAAAUGUAGACGUCGAAAAGGAAUUAGGAGCUCCUUGGACUUUAAUGGCUUAUAUGAUUGAAGGUGGUGGAAUUUAG